UUCUGUCAUACAAACGGUAUUUUGGACUCAAUACGCGAAAGGCACGUCGAUUGGGAUCUAUGCUUUGUUCUCGUUGGAAUUAUGCAUCUGCCGGGAAGGAAGACCACCAUCGGGAUAUAUAUAGUCUUUCUUGUCUUGGAGUAUAACUGGGGAGAGGUAUCCGGACAGCUCUCCUAUUCUGUUUCAGAGGAGGUAAACCUUGGGACUUCUGUUGGAAAUAUCGCCAAGGAUUUACAUCUUAAUGUACAGGAUUUUGAGUCACGUAUGUUUCAGGUUGUUGCUGGUUCGAAGAAAAAGUAUUUCGAUGUCAAUUUGAAAUCAGGUUUUCUCUACGUCAAUGAAAGAAUAGAUAGGGAGGAGCUCUGUGCGAAAGCUGCAAAAUGCACAAUUAAUGUAGAGGCUGUGAUUAAUAAUCCACUAAAGCUAUACCGUAUUGAAGUUAAUAUCCUCGACGUUAAUGAUAACCCCCCGUCUUUCACUGCCAAAACACAGACUAUCGACAUUGCAGAGAGCAUAUUGCCGGGUGCGACAUUCCCUGUUCUGUCGGCAUACGAUGCCGAUGUUGGGAAAAAUAGUAUUAACACAUACAAGUUAAAUUCUAAUGAAUAUUUCUCUUUAGCGAUGCACAAAGGUGAGCGCGUGUCGGCCGAGUUAGUUCUGCAAAAAGCCUUAGACCGAGAAAAACAGGCUUUAAUUAAACUUACACUGACCGCUGUAGAUGGAGGAACACCUCCAAAAUCAGGUACAUCGGAAAUAAUAAUUAAUGUUUUGGACAUAAACGAUAACAUCCCAACAUUUACAAAAACAUUAUACAAAACGAGAAUUACAGAAAAUGCUCCACGUGGCACAACAGUCUUAACAGUGACUGCAACUGACGCUGAUGAGGGGCAAAACAAAGAGAUUGUAUAUUUAUUAAAUACAAAAGAUCAGGAUCAUGUUUUGGAUAUUUUUGAAAUUGAUUCAGAUACAGGAAUAAUAACCGUUAAAGGAGAAAUUGACUUUGAAACAAAUCCUGCCUUUGAAAUCCGUGUGCAGGCUGCUGACAGAGGCCAGCCUCCUUCAACAGCACAGUGUAAAGUACUAGUGGAGGUGGUGGACCUGAAUGACAAUGCGCCUGACAUCACGGUGACGUCACUGCUUAGUACAGUGAAGGAGGACGUGGAAAUUGGCACUGCCAUUGCACUAGUUUCAGUUAUUGACAGAGAUGGGGGCAACAACGGUGAAGUCAAAUGUGAGAUAUUAAAUUCAGUUCCCUUUAAAUUAGAGACGAAUUAUAGAAAUUAUUAUUCCGUAGUCAUUGGUGGAGCAUUAGACAGGGAACUUAUGUCCCACUACAAUAUCACUAUCAAAGCUACGGAUGAAGGUAGGCCCCCUCUCUCUGCAACCAGUGUGGUUAUUAUUCAGGUAUCUGAUGUAAAUGACAACAAACCAGUGUUUUCAGAGACUGUGAUUAAUAUUUAUGUGGAAGAAAACAGUCCAGUUGGGGCGAUUUUGAAAGCAGUAUCUGCAACUGAUGAUGACGUUGGUGAAAAUGGUCGGGUGAGCUAUUCAUUAGUUACCAAUAAUAAUUUAGCAUUAUUAAGUACAAUGUUGAACAUCAACUCGGAGACUGGAGAUAUAGUCAGCCUGCAGUCUUUUAACUAUGAGGAGUUAAACACGUUUCAGUUUAAAGUCCAGGCCACAGACUCUGGUGUUCCUCCUCUCAGCAGCAACGUGACUGUGAACGUUUUAAUUCUGGAUGAAAAUGACAAUAAUCCAACAGUCCUCGCGCCCUAUUCUGAGCACGGCUCCGUUAACAGUGAGAGCAUCCCCUAUUCUGCUGAGGCGGGAUACUUUGUGGCAAAGAUCAGGGCUGUAGACGCAGACUCUGGAUACAAUGCGCUGCUUUCGUAUCACCUCUCUGAGCCCAAAGGAAAUAACCUCUUCCGGAUUGGAACCAGUAGCGGAGAAGUCAGGACUAAGAGGAGAAUGAGUGACAAUGACCUGAAAACUCACCCCUUGGUGGUGUUGGUUUCUGAUAACGGAGAACCCUCCCUGUCAGCUACUGUGUCUAUUGAUGUGGUGGUGGUUGAAAGCACAGCUGACAUCCAGACCCAGUUCAGACAUGUGCCCAUAAAGGAGGAGAGCUUCUCUGAUUUGAACCUGUAUCUGCUGAUCGCCAUUGUGUCGGUGUCAAUGGUCUUUCUGCUGAGCCUCAUCAGUUUAAUAGCUGUCAAAUGCCACAGGACAGACGGCAGUUUCAGCAGGUACAGCGCCCCAAUGAUCACCACCCACCCUGAUGGGAGCUGGUCUUACUCUAAAUCUACUCAGCAGUACGACGUGUGUUUCAGCUCAGACACAAUGAAGAGUGACGUAGUGGUUUUCCCCGGCCCGUUUCCGCCUGUAGAUGGUGAACUGAUCAGUAUUAACGGAGGAGACACGUUUACCAGAACUCAGACUUUACCCAACAAUGACAAG
Molecule: messenger RNA, 2457 nt
Organism: Notothenia coriiceps (black rockcod)
Lineage: Eukaryota; Metazoa; Chordata; Actinopteri; Perciformes; Nototheniidae
Product: protocadherin alpha-3-like
Exons: 1
Biological process (GO): homophilic cell-cell adhesion
Cellular component (GO): plasma membrane
Molecular function (GO): calcium ion binding
Source: RefSeq, a predicted model, not a curated record